This is a messenger RNA of Solenopsis invicta (red fire ant), 1480 nucleotides long. RefSeq lists its product as uncharacterized. NCBI's taxonomy places the organism in Eukaryota, Metazoa, Arthropoda, Insecta, Hymenoptera, Formicidae. The record is from RefSeq and is a predicted model, not a curated record. The coding region runs from base 199 to 1182 and encodes 327 amino acids. The transcript has 2 exons.
UCAGUCCUGUGCCGAAAUAGAUACUUGUAUUUCGAACGUCGACAUAAAUGUGUGCCUCUCCGGACGAAAGUCACUUUCAACGAAUUCUAUAAGCCGCAAGAGAUAUCGAUAUUCGUCUCAAACGCAGAUUUUUAUCUCUGAUAGUUUUGCUAAGAAAAGGAAUUUGCAACAAAGAUAAACGUUUCUUUCAUAUUAAAGAUGACGCCUACGUUCAGUUGGGUGUUCCUGCUGGCGAUGGUGGGCCGCGCCGCGAACGUACCAAGGCCUCUCAUGACCGACGCUUGCGCCCUGCUCUGCAAUCCCGGGGCAGCGACUGAGUCCGAGCGAGAGCGGGAUCCGGCCGUAUUUCCCCGAUAUCCCAAGGUAAACUGCAAGCUCCAGUCAUCGAGCGACGAGCACCAGGCGUGGGUUAUCGCCAGCCACUGCUUAAAACUGUGCAAUAAGGAGCUGACAAUUCCUUCGGAAGUUAACUGUUUUGCUCUGAGAACGUCCCUCCAAGCGAAUAUAGGAUGUUAUUGUGACGCUUUUGAACCCUUGAGUCCGAACACGAUACGCCUACACGAAAGCUGGAGGCUCAACCAUUUGGUAGAGCAGUUGGCGAAUCAUAUUUUAGAUACGUUUCUCAUUUCACCUCUCGAUACACUCAUCCUAUGCGAUAUCCAUGAGGAACUGUUCAAAGAUGUAGAGCUGACGGACGGGGAACUAGUAGAAAAGUGUAGAAACAAAACUACCGCAGUGUCUGAAGGCACGAGUACAAAGAAAAGUAGAUCAGUAGAUCAGGAAAAGAUGACAACUGAUAAUGAGAUCGAAACAUCAGAAAGUUGCGAAAUGAAGAAAGACAAGGACGAUGUAAUGAAGAAAAAGCAUUGGGUUUCGGAGGAACCAAACGAAUCGACGCACAUGGAGAAUGCGAACGAGGAGAACAAGACGAACAAGGAGAAUACGGAGAACAAGGAGAGCAAGGAGACUGAAGAAGAAGCUAUUAAAUGUGUGGAGAACCCGAGCAUUCCUAGCAAGCAUACCUCUGAAACAAAGGAACAUUCUGAGAAUGAGGAACAGAGGUUGUAUAAUGAUCCGAAUGUGUCCACUUACGAGGUGAUACAGCGGUGUAAAAACUUGUGCGCGGCCGAUCCUAAUCAUAGCAUUUGUAACUGUAAAACUAUAUCGUAUAUUCCAAGUUAGAUAAGAUGAACAGUUGAAAGAACUAUGUGGAUGAAAAAAAAAAAUAACAGACAGAAGAAGUUCGCGUAGAAGGGCAUGAAUUUACAUAUCUCGCAUAGGUCAAUCGUUUUGCGGUCGAUUCAUUAUAAGUGUUUCUUGUAAUCAAAGAUGAAAAAGAGAAAUAAUUUAAAACAUGCGAAUUUCUUUCCUAUAUUUGUUAUUCAAUGAUGUUGAUUUUUGAUCCGGCAAUUUAUUAUGUAGUGAUAAUUCUGAUAUUUAAAACAAAAAUUAAUAAAUUAUAAUUUGAUACUGAAACGAA